Rhodamnia argentea is the source of this 828-nucleotide messenger RNA. RefSeq lists its product as uncharacterized. The record is from RefSeq and is a predicted model, not a curated record. The transcript is spliced from 2 exons. The coding region runs from base 1 to 828 and encodes 275 amino acids. Lineage: Eukaryota; Viridiplantae; Streptophyta; Magnoliopsida; Myrtales; Myrtaceae.
AUGAAACCCGAACUCUCGGACAAGAUUAAAGAGGAAGUGAUGAAACUUCUUAAAGUUGGCUUUAUUGAAACCAUUCCUUACGCGGACUGGAUUGCUAACAUCGUCCCCGUCAUAAAGAAGGACGGGAAAAUUCGAGUGUGCGUGGAUUAUCGGGAUUUGAAUAAAGCAAGCCCGAAAGAUGAUUUCCCUCUACCACACAUCGACGUAACGGUUGAUAGCACAGCGGGGUUUGAAUUGUUUUCGUUUAUGGACGGGUUCUCCGGAUACAAUCAAAUACCGAUGAAGGAGGAAGAUAAGGAUAAAACUUCAUUCACCACCCCUUGGGGAAACUUUUGUUACAAGGUCAUGCCUUUUGGGCUAAGAAAUGCCGGGGCAAUGUAUCAAAAGGCCAUGGCAUUGGAGAAGAUCAAACAGUAUUUGAUUUCCCCACCAGUCUUGGUACCACCUAUUCCAGAAUACCCGCCGACAUUAUAUUUGACGAUCCAUCAAGAGUCGCUAGGAGCAUUGUUGGCACAAACCAAUCCUAAAGAUGGAAAAGAGAGAGCCAUUUACUACCCGAGCAAAAAGUUCACCACCUCAGAAAUGAAUUAUUCUCCCAUCGAAAGGACCCGUGUUGCAAUAGUUUGGGUACUUCGCAGAUUGAGGCAGUACACUCUGCAUUAUCACAUUCAAUUGGUGACAGAGAAUGACCCGAUUAAGUAUCUGCUAGAAAAACCAACAUUGGUUGGGAAACUAGCCAAGUGGCAAGUGAUGUUGUCAGAGUUUGACAUAAGAAGUUCACCUCAGAAAUCUGUUAAGGGACGCGCUAUAGCAGAUUUGCUAGCGUAA